This is a messenger RNA of Syngnathus acus (greater pipefish), 1960 nucleotides long. It is a transcript of the gene aldocb, whose product is annotated as aldolase C, fructose-bisphosphate, b. Gene Ontology annotation, biological process: glycolytic process; fructose 1,6-bisphosphate metabolic process. Gene Ontology annotation, cellular component: cytosol. The transcript has 9 exons. Gene Ontology annotation, molecular function: fructose-bisphosphate aldolase activity. Lineage: Eukaryota; Metazoa; Chordata; Actinopteri; Syngnathiformes; Syngnathidae. The record is from RefSeq and is a predicted model, not a curated record. The coding region runs from base 165 to 1469 and encodes 434 amino acids.
AAGUAUGACGCAGUGCCCACUCCGCCCCGCCCCUCCCCGGUUCCCCGAGGUUUUGUAUAGCGUCACGUUGCUCUGCAGCACAGUCGGUCUCCGCGGAAGCUCGGCAUCCUUCUCCUUGGACCUCUUCUCGUCACUUCGCACUUCCCACCACAAGAGAAGCCACCAUGACUCACCAGUUCCCCGCGCUGACUCCUGCUCAGAAGAAGGAGCUGCAGGACAUCGCCCUGAGGAUCGUGGCCCCCGGCAAGGGCAUCCUCGCUGCCGACGAGUCCACCGGCAGCAUGGCGAAGCGCUUCACCCCCAUCGGCGUGGACAACACGGAGGAGAACCGCCGGCGCUACCGUCAGCUGCUGUUCACGGCCGACGGGCGCAUCGACAACUGCAUCGGCGGCGUCAUCUUCUUUCACGAGACGCUCUACCAGAACACCGACGACGGCACGCCCUUCUCCAAGCUCAUCAAGGACCGCGGCAUUGUCGUCGGCAUCAAGGUGGACAAAGGUGUUGUUCCCCUCGCCGGAACCAAUGGAGAGACGACCACUCAAGGUCUGGACGGGUUGUCAGAGCGCUGCGCCCAGUACAAGAAGGACGGCGCUGACUUUGCCAAGUGGCGCUGCGUGCUGAAAAUCAGCGAUACCACACCCUCCGAGCUGGCUAUAUUUGAGAACGCCAACGUGCUAGCACGCUACGCUAGCAUUUGCCAGCAGAAUGGCAUCGUUCCCAUUGUGGAGCCAGAGAUCCUCCCUGAUGGAGACCAUGAUCUGAAGCGCUGCCAGUACGUCACCGAGAAGGUCCUGGCCGCUGUGUACAAGGCUCUGUCGGACCACCACAUCUACCUGGAGGGCACCCUGCUCAAGCCCAACAUGGUCACCGCUGGACACGCCUGCCCCACCAAGUACAGCAACGAGGAGAUCGCCAUGGCGACGGUCACCGCCCUGCGCCGCACCGUGCCUCCCGCCGUCACAGGCGUGACCUUCCUGUCGGGCGGCCAGUCGGAGGAAGAGGCCAGUGUCAACCUCAACGCCAUCAAUACCUGCCCCUUGGCCAAGCCCUGGGCACUCACCUUCUCCUACGGCCGCGCCCUGCAGGCCUCAGCCCUACAGGCCUGGCGAGGGGACAUGAGCAACGAGAAAGCCGCAACCGAGGAGUUCAUCAAGCGCGCUGAGGUAGACGACAUUCUCAGGAAACUGGUUGUCGAGUUGGAUUUUUUAUUUAUUUAUUUUUUUAACUCAUUUCGUUUCUCAUUUUUCAGGCUAACAGCUUGGCCGCCCUGGGCAAGUACGAGUCCUCCAGCAGCGGUGGCGCAGCUGGGCAGUCCCUCUAUGUGGCCAAUCACGCCUACUAAUAAGCAAACAUGUGACCUAGUUAGUCUUAUAUCUGCUCUGCUAUUAAAACCUGUGGCCCUUCCUCCCCACACACUUCUCUAUCCAUGCAUCACUGGCCUGCACUGUCUACUGAACUUCAUUACGUAGAUGAAAACAUUAGGUGUUAAAAAGCAGAGAAGGAGCACACUGAAAAGAGAGCUGCUGUAUUUUUAUGAUCAAACAAAUCAAAACAGAUGAAAGUAUUUUGGAGGUGGGACCAACACAAAGAAAUAGGCUUUUUGUCUCCUAGCAUGUGUGUGGGACCAAGCAAUCAACAUGGUGAGGCAUCGAGGAGGCAAUGUUGGUCUGAAAAGAUGCAAGGGACUCCACUAAUCAGUCAACUUUGUGUGUGUGUGUGUGUGCGCGUGUGUCCACGUUAGCUUUAAAUUGCACAGUUUUAAUGUAUACGGUUGUGUGUAGCUGUCAAUAUUGUGUGUCAUUCCCCUCUCCCCAGGAUUGCAAAGAAGUUCAUUAAAAUGAUGCUUGGUUUGUGGGGACUCACUGCUGUAUUGGAUCAACUGUGAUUGUUUGUGUUAAUAUUGUUCUUGAAGCACUCGCUGUGUCAAAUAGUUAAGACAAAUAAACUAUAUUAAACUAAA